CCCGAGUGCCCCGCCCCUCCCUUUCUUCCUGGACCGCGCCGCGUCUCCUCCUCGGACCCGGAGCCGGGCUCUGGGCUUCACUCCCGGGGCUGGGUCAGGGGCCGGGGCAGGAUGUGUGCUGCGUGCCAGCCUCUUUCCUCCAUGCCACGCGGCCCGGGCUGGCUUAGCCAACUCCCUGGUCCUGUUCCUAACCCACAGUGGGGAAACUGAGGCUCGUGGGGAGCAGGCCGUCCUCCUUACCAGCCACACCAUGGCCGAGCCACUGAAAGAGGAAGACGGCGAUGAUGGUUCCGGAGAACCUCCUGGGCCGGCUAAGGCCGAACCCGUGCACACCGCGGCCUCCGUCGCAGCCAAGAACCUGGCCCUGCUCAAAGCCCGCUCCUUCGAUGUCACCUUUGACGUGGGGGACGAGUACGAGAUCAUCGAGACCAUAGGCAACGGAGCCUACGGGGUGGUGUCCUCGGCGCGCCGCCGCCUCACGGGCCAGCAGGUGGCCAUAAAGAAGAUCCCCAAUGCUUUUGAUGUGGUGACCAAUGCCAAACGGACCCUCAGGGAACUGAAGAUCCUUAAACACUUCAAGCACGACAAUAUCAUCGCCAUUAAGGACAUCCUGAGGCCCACUGUGCCAUAUGGAGAGUUCAAAUCUGUCUAUGUGGUCCUGGACCUCAUGGAGAGCGACUUGCACCAGAUCAUCCACUCCUCACAGCCGCUCACGUUGGAGCACGUGCGGUACUUCCUGUACCAGCUGCUGCGGGGCCUCAAGUACAUGCACUCUGCUCAGGUCAUCCACCGGGACCUCAAGCCUUCCAACCUGUUGGUAAAUGAGAACUGUGAGCUCAAGAUCGGUGACUUUGGUAUGGCCCGGGGCCUGUGUACCUCCCCUGCCGAGCACCAGUACUUCAUGACCGAAUAUGUGGCCACUCGCUGGUACCGUGCCCCUGAACUCAUGCUCUCCUUGCACGAGUACACACAGGCGAUCGACCUCUGGUCUGUGGGCUGCAUCUUUGGUGAGAUGCUGGCCCGUCGCCAGCUCUUCCCAGGCAAAAACUAUGUGCACCAGCUACAGCUGAUCAUGAUGAUACUGGGCACCCCGUCACCAGCUGUGAUUCAGGCUGUAGGGGCCGAGAGGGUGCGGGCCUAUAUCCAGAGCCUGCCACCACGCCAGCCUGUGCCUUGGGAGACGGUGUACCCAGGUGCUGACCGUCAGGCCCUCUCACUGCUUGGCCGCAUGCUGCGUUUUGAACCCAGUGCCCGCAUCUCCGCAGCUGCUGCCCUUCGCCACCCUUUCUUGGCCAAGUACCAUGACCCUGAUGAUGAGCCCGAUUGCGCCCCACCUUUUGACUUUGCUUUUGACCGGGAGGCGCUCACCCGGGAGCGCAUUAAAGAGGCCAUCGUGGCUGAGAUCGAGGACUUCCACGUGCGACGCGAGGGCAUCCGCCAACAGAUCCGCUUUCAGCCUUCCCUGCAGCCUGUAGCCAGCGAGCCUGUCUGUCCAGACGUCGAGAUGCCCAGUCCCUGGGCUCCCAGUGGUGACUGUGUCAUGGAGUCACCCCCUCCAGCCCCUCCACAGUGCUCUGGCUCGAUGCCUGACACCGUGGAUCUGACCCUGCAGCCACUCCCGCCUGUCAGUGAGCCUGCUCCACCGAAGAGAGAGGGGGCCAUCUCCGACAAUACCAAGGCAGCCCUCAAAGCUGCCCUGCUCAAGUCAUUGCGGAGCCGGCUCAGAGAUGGCCCCAGUGCACCUUUGGAGGCUCCUGAGCCUCGAAAGCCCGUGACAGCCCAGGAACGUCAGAGAGAGCGGGAAGAGAAGCGGCGGAGGAGGCAGGAGCGAGCCAAGGAGCGGGAGAAGCGAAGACAAGAACGGGAGCGCAAAGAGAGGGGAGCCGGUGCCUUGGGGGGCCCCUCUACUGACCCAUUGGCUGGAUUGGUGCUUAGUGAUAAUGACCGAAGCCUCCUGGAGCGGUGGACUCGGAUGGCUCAGCCUCCUGCCCCGGCCCCGGCCCCGGCCUCAACACCAUCCCCAGCCCGGCCUACUAGUCCUCCUCCUGGCCCUGUCGCUCAGUCCACUGGCUCCCCUCUGCAACCUGCAGCCUCUACCCCUGCUCCUGCCCCCCAGCCUGCUUGCCCACCCCCUGGCCCUGCCCCCCAGCCUGCUUGCCCACCCCCUGGCCCUGCCCCCCAGCCUGCUUGCCCACCCCCUGGCCCUGCUCCCCACCCUGCUGGCCCUCCUGGACCUGUCCCUGUCGCUGCUGCACUCCAGACUGCCUCCUCCACUAGCCUUCUGCCCCCCCAGUCACUUGUGCCACCUCCUGGGUUGCCUGGCCCUAGUGCUCCAGGAGUCCUGCCUUACUUUCCAUCUGGCCCACUGCCUCCAGAUCCUGGGGGAGCCCCUCGGCCUUCUACAUCAGAGUCACCUGAUGUCAACCUGGUGACCCAGCAGCUGUCCAAGUCUCAGGUGGAGGAUCCUCUGCCGCCCGUGUUCUCAGGCACACCAAAGGGCAGUGGGGCCGGCUAUGGCGUUGGCUUUGACCUAGAGGAAUUCUUAAACCAGUCUUUCGACAUGGGUGUAGCUGACGGGCCACAGGAUGGUCAGGCAGACUCAGCCUCACUCUCAGCCUCGCUCCUUGCCGACUGGCUUGAAGGCCAUGGCAUGAACCCUGCUGACAUCGAGUCUCUGCAGCGUGAGAUCCAGAUGGACUCCCCAAUGCUGCUGGCUGACCUGCCUGACCUCCAGGAGCCCUGAAGCCCAUAGCCUGUGCCUUGCUUCCAGGGCAGCAUUGCAGAGGACUGCAGCCCUGAGCCUGGCAGGUGAGACUCAGCUUGAGUCAUUCUGCAGGAUCAUCUCAGACCCACCCUUCAGCCUUAAGCAGCUACCUGAGCCACCACCGAGCCAUAACAGGAUGGGGAGACCCCAGUCCCCCUGAGCAAUCCUUUCCAGUAUUGUAUUUUUUUUAUUAUUAUUGUAAUGUUAUUACGCAGUUGUUGGACAUCAAAAUGAGGCCUGUGAAAUACAAGGUUUCCUCUUA
Molecule: messenger RNA, 3026 nt
Organism: Jaculus jaculus (lesser Egyptian jerboa)
Lineage: Eukaryota; Metazoa; Chordata; Mammalia; Rodentia; Dipodidae
Gene: Mapk7
Product: mitogen-activated protein kinase 7
Exons: 6
Coding region: 251-2743 (830 amino acids)
Biological process (GO): protein phosphorylation; cell surface receptor signaling pathway; intracellular signal transduction
Cellular component (GO): nucleus; cytoplasm
Molecular function (GO): MAP kinase activity; ATP binding
Source: RefSeq, a predicted model, not a curated record